CUUGGUGCCAAUGGACGUGCAUAAGAGUAAUGUGACCUGCAGUCACCGUCUCUGUGCGGGUUUUACAGCCCGAGCAUGUCAUCCGUGACCACUCCUUGAGAGUCCAUGUCGACGCGUUCAACGCGUCAAGUCAAAGGCCGACAUGAGGAUCGAAGGGCGGGAUGAUGCUGAGCGCAUGGCGGUCUCGGAAACGUACCAUGCAUUGGCGGCGUGUAGGCAACAAAGUGCAGUGUCGUGGCGAGGGAGUGUCGGAGUGGCACCGACCAAAUGCGGUUAGUCCACACUCGCUAAGGGUCCAGCAAGGCCCACGCGGCUGGAGUGGACGAGACCGAGACGAGACUUGCAGCAAGACCCGUCGAUCUUUGCAAGUUGCAGUAAAACAUCGACAAAGCCAAAGGCAGGAGCCGCCGACUGAAUCAUCCCAAGACAUCCCUCCCUGCCUCGCUCGAGAGCAGCGUGCGCCCUCUACCCAACCUCACCACGGCACCCUCUACCCCACGACCCUCCGCGUCUCGCUCCUCCACCACUCUGUCCUCCCCCCUCGCCGUCGCCGAACAACUCACCACCGCCCGCGCCACCCUCUGGGACCCCAAGUUCACCACCCGUGAGCCCCCCGACAUCCGACUGCACCCCACCCAUGUGGGCACGCUGAGUGUUGGUGCACGCACAGACAGCAACAUCUCGGUGCGCAGUUUGGGAGGCGGACACACGAUUGAACCGAUGGACAAACGACAUCCCUCCAGCUUCCAGCAGCUGGAGAAGCUGGGGGAAGGGACUUAUGCCACAGUGAGUCGCAGUCCUAAUACCCGCACGGAGUAUGCUACCGCAGA
Molecule: messenger RNA, 830 nt
Organism: Neohortaea acidophila
Lineage: Eukaryota; Fungi; Ascomycota; Dothideomycetes; Mycosphaerellales; Teratosphaeriaceae
Exons: 1
Coding region: 162-608 (148 amino acids)
Source: RefSeq, a predicted model, not a curated record